Messenger RNA from Heterobasidion irregulare TC 32-1, 183 nucleotides. RefSeq lists its product as uncharacterized. The coding region runs from base 1 to 183 and encodes 60 amino acids. The transcript has a single exon. The record is from RefSeq and is a predicted model, not a curated record. NCBI's taxonomy places the organism in Eukaryota, Fungi, Basidiomycota, Agaricomycetes, Russulales, Bondarzewiaceae.
AUGAGAAUAAUAAACAAAGAAGGGGACUAUCAUAAUAAACAGUGUGAACUACUCACUACCAAUCUAGGAGGAGAAGAUAUUAUUUUGGGAACAGAUUGGCUACAUAAGCAUAACCCACAAAUUGAUUGGGUAAAAAACUGCCUUAUAUUCUCCUCAUGUACAGCAACAUGCAUUGUCAGCUGA